Molecule: messenger RNA, 2457 nt
Organism: Vicugna pacos (alpaca)
Lineage: Eukaryota; Metazoa; Chordata; Mammalia; Artiodactyla; Camelidae
Source: RefSeq, a predicted model, not a curated record
UGCCAGAAUCCGUUUCACCUGCAGCUGGACUGGGCCAGCCCCCUGGAGACACUGCUUGACGUGCUGGUGUCUGUGCUGCGGGCGCACACCUGGGAGGACGUUGGCCUGGUGCUCUGCCGCAUGCGGAACCCCAGCAGCCUGGUGGCCCUCUGGACAAGCCGGGCAGGCCGGGACCCGACGUUGGUGCUGGACCUAAGCCGGCCGGACACGGGCGAUAGUGAAGGGCUGCAGGCACGCCUGGCCCCACUGGGUGUGUCGGCGCGGGGCACAGCCCCGGUACCCAUCGCAGUACUCCUGGGCUGUGACGCCACCCGGGCCCGUCAGGUGCUGCAGGUCGCGCCUCCCGGGCCCCGCUGGCUGCUGGGCACGCCACUGCCCGCCAAGGCCCUGCCCACCGAGGGCCUGCCGCCUGGGCUGCUGGCACUGGGCGAGGUGGCUCGGCCCCCACUGGAGGCUGCCAUCCACGACGCGGUGGAACUAGUGGCCCGAGCGCUGGGCAAUGCAGCCCGUGUGCAGCCGGAGCGUGCCCUCCUCCCCACCAUGGUCAACUGCAAUGACCUGCAGCCGGCCGAGCCUGAGUCCUCAGGUCGCUUCUUGGCACGGUUCCUAGCCAACACGUCCUUCCGGGGCCACACGGGGCCGGUGUGGGUGACCAGCUUCUCACAGGUGCACAUCUCCCGGCACUUCCGUGUGUGGAGCCUUCGCCAGGAUCCCAACGACUCGGCCGCCCUGGAUGCGCUGUUCGCCGCGCUGGCCAAUGGCUCGGUGCCCCGCGCCCUGCGCAGGUGCUGCUAUGGCUACUGCAUUGACCUGCUGGAGCGCCUGGCGGAGGACACGCCCUUCGACUUCCAGCUGUACAUCGUGGGCGAUGGCAAGUACGGGGCGCUGCGGGACGGCCGCUGGACCGGCCUGGUGGGCGACCUGCUGGCUGGCCGGGCCCACAUGGCGGUCACCAGCUUCAGCAUCAACUCGGCGCGCUCGCAGGUGGUGGACUUCAGCAGCCCCUUCUUCUCCACCAGCCUGGGCAUCAUGGUGCGCGCGCGGGACACGGCCGCGCCCAUUGGCGCCUUCAUGUGGCCGCUGCACUGGUCCAUGUGGCUGGGCGUCUUCGCUGCCCUGCACCUCACCGCGCUCUUCCUCACUCUCUAUGAGUGGCGCAGCCCCUACGGCCUCACACCCCGAGGCCGGAACCGGGGCACCGUGUUCUCCUACUCCUCCGCCCUCAGCCUCUGCUACGCCAUCCUUUUUGGACGCACGGCAUUCAGCAAGACUCCCAAGUGCCCCACGGGCCGCCUCCUCAUGAACCUGUGGGCCAUCUUCUGUCUGCUUGUGCUGUCCAGCUACACCGCCAACCUGGCUGCCGUCAUAGUCGGGGACAAGACGUUCGAGGAGCUGUCCGGCAUCCACGACCCCAAGCUGCACCACCUGGCCCAGGGCUUCCGCUUCGGCACCGUGUGGGAGAGCAGCGCCGAGGCCUACAUCAAGAAGAGCUUCCCGGAGAUGCACGCGCACAUGCGGCGCCACAGCGCGCCCACCACGCCGCAGGGCGUCGCCAUGCUCAAGAGCGACCCCCCCAGGCUCAACGCCUUCAUCAUGGACAAGGCGCUCCUGGAUUACGAGGUGUCCAUCGACGCCGACUGUAGGCUGCUGACCGUGGGCAAGCCUUUCGCCAUCGAGGGCUAUGGCAUUGGACUCCCCCAGAAUUCGCCACUCACCUCCAACCUGUCAGAGUUCAUCAGCCGCUACAAGUCCUCGGGCUUCAUUGACCUGCUGCAUGACAAGUGGUACAAGAUGGUGCCUUGUGGGAAGCGGAUCCUCGCUGUUACAGAGACCCUCCAGAUGGGCAUCCACCACUUCUCAGGGCUCUUUGUGCUGCUUUGCCUGGGCCUGGGCAGUGCUCUGCUCAGCUCGCUAGGCGAGCACGUCUGCUACCACCUGGCGCUGCCCCGCAUCCGCAGGGGCAACAGGCUGCAGUAUUGGCUGCACACCAGCCAGAGAAUCCAUCGCGCCCUCAACGCUGAGCCACCCAAGGAACAGGAGCCAGAGCCCGAGCCAAGGGACCCUGAGGAGACUCGGCGGGACAUGCUGGCUGCCCCCGCGGGCCCGGGAAGCUGGACGCGGGUGCACCAGGUUGUGGCAAGGGAGCGUCACGUGCGCUUCCUGCUGGAGCCAGCCGUGGCUGCCGACCCACCAGACGUGGACGUGGGUGAGGCCAGGCUGCCGGGGGACCCCAUCCGGUUCUGCCCCAAUGGCCGCGUGCCCACGGAGCUGCCCUCGGAAGGCCCGCAUCCUGGGGAGCUGGAGGAGCUGGAGCGACACAUCGAGGGCGCACGCGAGCGGCUCCGCCAAGCACUGGUGCGGCACGGAGAGCUCCUUGCCCAGCUUGGGGACGGCGCCGGCGAGCAGCCCUGCCACCCGCUCCAGGCCUGUGUAGAAUCAACUGGGGCUGCCCAGUGA